AUGAUAAUAAUCCUCUUAUUAUUUCAAUUAUUUUCUGCUAAAGAAUAUAUAACCCAAAAACAAAGAGAAUAUGUAACUAAGUUCUAUGGACCAAAGUUUAAAGUCGAAGAAGAUUAUCCUUAUGAGAUUGAUUUUAAUACAUAUGCACAUGUUGAACUACAAUCAAAAAAUCCACCAAGAAAUGAAGAUAGAACUUAUCCUAAAAAAUUGUGGCUGGCAAUUAUUCACAGUAUUCCUUCUAAAAUAAGUCAUAUGGAAAAUACAAGAAAUACUUGGUGUAGAGAUGAAUACCAACAACGGUAUGGAUUUAAAUGCAUUUUUGUUUUUGUGGAAUCGUCUGCAAAACAAUUAGAACAAUAUAACGAAUUAGUUGAAAUGAAUGAAACAUACCAUGACAUUUAUUUCAUUGAUAUGCCUGAUUUAAAUGAACAUUGGUUUACUUUACAACAAAAAAAUAUUAAUGCUUACAUUAUGGCACUUAAAUUAUUCCCAAACUACUAUUUCUAUACUCGAGUUGAUGAUGAAAUUAUUGUCACUGUCGAUUUAUUAUCUGACUUUUUACUUGCUCAUACUCAUAACCCAACAGUUGUUGGACAACUAACUUAUCAUGCUCCUUAUACUAACCCAAGACAUAAAUAUUAUGACCCAUUAUCUAGAAAUCUCCCUCGGUAUUACAUUUAUCCUGGAGGUUACUUAUCUAUUUUUAGUCAGGACAUUAUUAAAUUUAUUGGGAAAUGGGAAAAUUAUUACACCUUUGCCCCAAGUUCAUUAGAAGAUCCUGGGUUUGGUCACUGGAUUUAUAAAUUUGCAAAUACUACAAAUCAACGAGUUGAUUUAUUAACACCAGAAAAUUGGGGAGGCCAUGUAGGAACAACUUAUGGUGAUUAUAUUGUAUUCCAUGAUCAAGAGGGGCAUUUAAAUCAAUUAGAAACGUUAAAUAGAAGAAUAGAAGAUGGAUAUAUGAAGUAUUAA
Molecule: messenger RNA, 972 nt
Organism: Entamoeba dispar SAW760
Lineage: Eukaryota; Evosea; Mastigamoebida; Endamoebidae
Exons: 1
Coding region: 1-972 (323 amino acids)
Cellular component (GO): membrane
Molecular function (GO): hexosyltransferase activity
Source: RefSeq, a predicted model, not a curated record